This is a messenger RNA of Salarias fasciatus (jewelled blenny), 2202 nucleotides long. Its product is annotated as serine/threonine-protein kinase MAK-like. The record is from RefSeq and is a predicted model, not a curated record. Bases 155 to 2053 code for a protein of 632 amino acids. NCBI's taxonomy places the organism in Eukaryota, Metazoa, Chordata, Actinopteri, Blenniiformes, Blenniidae. Gene Ontology annotation, biological process: protein phosphorylation. The transcript has 16 exons. Gene Ontology annotation, molecular function: protein kinase activity; ATP binding.
CCCUGAGAGUCUGUCCUGGCACAGCGUCCCGAUCAGCUGACCGCCGUAAUCCACCUCCACUGGAGGAUCGCCGUCCCUCUGCAGGCUCAAAGCCUCAGAUUAAGACACACUCACUUUUCCGCUCUCCGCUGCCAGGCAGGGAUCCGUGUGGACCAUGAACCGCUACACCACCUUCAAGCAGCUGGGCGACGGCACCUACGGCAGCGUCCUGCUGGCCAGGAGCAACGAGACCGGGGAGCUGGUGGCCAUCAAGAGGAUGAAGAGGAAGUUUUAUUCUUGGGAUGAAUGUUUGAACCUCAGAGAGGUGAAGUCUCUGAAGAAGCUGAACCACGUCAACGUGGUCAAGCUGAAGGAAGUCGUCAGAGAGAACGACUACCUCUACUUUGUCUUCGAGUACAUGAAAGAAAAUCUCUAUCAGCUCAUGAAAGAAAGGGAAGAUAAGAUGUUUUCUGAAAACGAGAUAAGGAACAUUUUGUUCCAAGUACUAUCUGGCUUAGCAUUUGUACAUAAACAUGGUUAUUUCCAUCGUGACAUGAAGCCGGAAAACCUGCUCUGCAUGGGCCCGGAGCUGGUGAAGAUCGCCGACUUCGGACUGGCGAGAGAAAUCCGCUCCCAGCCGCCUUACACGGACUACGUGUCCACAAGAUGGUACCGGGCUCCGGAGGUCCUGCUGAAGUCCAGCUCCUACAGCUCCCCCAUCGACAUCUGGGCGGUGGGCUGCAUCAUGGCGGAGCUCUACACUCUCAGGCCGCUCUUCCCCGGGAACAGCGAGGUGGACGAGAUCUUCAAAAUAUGCCAGGUGCUGGGGACCCUGAAGAAGUCGGACUGGCCUGAGGGCAUCAUCUUGGCCACGUCCAUAAACUUCCGCUUCCCCAAGUUUGCCCCCAUGAGCCUCCGGGCCCUGAUUCCCAACGCCAGCGACGAAGCCGUCGCUCUGAUGAAGAGCAUGCUGCAGUGGGACCCCCUGAAGAGGCCCAGCGCUGCUCAGGCGUUGCGGUCUCCGUACUUCCACGUGGGCCAGGCUCUCGGUGCCCCCCUCAGUCACUCAGACCAGCACAAGGCCCAGGAGAGGAUGCCGGAAGAGGCGGCCGAACCCCGAGCGCUGUCGCUGUGUAAAGCAGACCUGGACUGCAGCCGGGCGCUGCACGGCCCUCUGCAGCAGACCAGCCUCCCUCAGGAGAACGUGGACCCCGGCGGCCUGACGGAGGGGCAGCAGGAGCCGCUCAGCCUGGUGAAGAGCAGGAAGCCGGCCGCUCUUCAAGCCCGAGGGGCUGAGAACUGUGCGUCCGGGACUCGGGCCGGACGCCGGCGAUGGGGUCAGACGUCGUUCAAAUCGGUCGACAGCUGGGGCGACGGCGACGACGCAGACACGGGAGUGUCCAUCUCCAAGAAGCCCACCAUCGCCUCCGUGAAGAGCAGGACCGGGGCCGGGCCCAGGCUUUCAGAGUCGCAGACCAGCACAGGAGGCUCGAAGCUGAACCGAGCGGACUCCAGCACUCUGUCUGCUAAACAGCACUACCUGCGCCAGUCCAGAUAUGUGCCUGGCAUGAAUCCUAAAAGUAGCUCCUCGGUGGGGAACCAGGCGUCCGGCAGGAAGCUGAGCGGCGGUUCUGGUUUAACCCGGGGACAGGACCCGGGAAGUCUACUCCCCAAGAACAUAAACCUCCCGAAGCUGACCGACAAACAGCCUCGAAGAGAAAAGCUCCCAGAGGAGGAGGACUUGUCCAGAGACCCAUUCUUAAGCCACUCCUGCAUUAAACCCUUCAUGCCAGCUCUCCAGAAAGCUGAAACAGGUCCCGGGCUUCAGAGGGGCGCGCUGGCCCCCAUUGGAGGCCAGGCAGCUGUUGAUCUCUCGUCCAAAAUGAAACCAUCCAAAAGCAAGACAGCCUUAAAUAAGCUGCUACCUUCCACUGACGACUACGAAGGACGGAGGAACAGAUCUUUAAACCCUCAGAUUCCUGCAGGAAGAAACUCGGUCUCCAGGAACUCAAGCAUCCAGCCGGUGCACGGCCGAGUCGACUGGACCGCCAAGUACGGAGGAGGUCACCGGUAGCGCCGCCGUCUGGAUCCUCGGGAAUAAUCCAUCCCACGGAAACCAUGAAGCCAGUGUCCUCACCAGCUGAACCUCUGCUGCAGCACGUCUCAGACGCAGCGCUGAAUGUCACUUAAUGUUGUUGUUUAUGGUGAAAUAAAUUAGCUAUU